This is a messenger RNA of Oryza sativa Japonica Group (Japanese rice), 1308 nucleotides long. Its product is annotated as prohibitin-2, mitochondrial. Gene Ontology annotation, cellular component: mitochondrion; membrane. The record is from RefSeq and is a predicted model, not a curated record. Gene Ontology annotation, biological process: mitochondrion organization. Lineage: Eukaryota; Viridiplantae; Streptophyta; Magnoliopsida; Poales; Poaceae.
UCCUCUCUCCUCUCCAUUCCUCCUCGCUUCGACAAACAAAACCCCCCAAAACCCUAGCCUCCGCCGCCCGCCGCCGCCGCCGCCGCGCAACCCCCGAGCUCGAGCGGCGCGAUGAACAUCAAGGGCGGAGGCCGGGUCCCGGUGCCCCCGGCCGGCGCGGGCACGCUCGUCAAGCUGGUGGUGCUCGGCGGCACGGCCGUGUACGCCGCCGUCAACAGCCUCUACAACGUCGAGGGUGGCCACCGCGCCAUCGUCUUCAACCGCAUCCAGGGAAUCAAGGACAAGGUAUACCCUGAGGGGACUCACUUUAUGAUUCCAUGGUUUGAGAGGCCAAUCAUUUAUGAUGUCCGUGCUCGUCCCAAUCUUGUGGAGAGUACUUCUGGAAGCAGGGAUCUCCAGAUGGUGAAAAUUGGUCUCCGUGUCCUUACAAGGCCCAUGCCAGAGAAGCUACCAACUAUCUACAGGACUCUGGGGGAGAACUUCAAUGAGAGAGUUUUGCCUUCAAUUAUCCAUGAAACACUUAAAGCUGUUGUCGCACAAUACAAUGCGAGUCAGCUAAUCACACAGAGAGAGACCGUGAGUAGGGAGAUAAGAAAGAUACUGACUGAGAGGGCCAGGAAUUUUAAUAUUGCCCUUGAUGAUGUGUCCAUCACAAGCCUGAGCUUCGGAAAGGAGUUCACUCAUGCUAUUGAAGCCAAACAGGUUGCUGCACAAGAAGCUGAGCGUGCUAAGUUCAUUGUUGAGAAAGCUGAGCAAGACAAGAGGAGUGCGAUUAUCAGGGCACAGGGUGAAGCUAAAAGUGCUGAGCUGAUUGGUCAAGCCAUUGCAAACAACCCUGCUUUCCUUGCCCUCAGGCAGAUCGAAGCUGCCAGGGAGAUCUCUCAUACGAUGUCAUCUUCAGCUAACAAGGUGUUCCUGGACUCCAAUGAUCUCUUGCUCAAUCUCCAGCAGCUCACCGUGGCAAACAAGUCGAAGAAAUGAAGUCAUUCUCGCACCAUGUUCUAGGUUAUUAGCAGAUGUCAGUCUACCAGACAAUGUGAGGAACACUUGGUCCUCUCUGUAGUUGCACUAGUGAUCAUCUGUGAUACAGAACUCGACGAGUGACUCAACUUUUGGCAACCGGCAAUCUUUUUGCAAAUUGCAGCUAAACUUUGCAGGCUACAUUUUGACUCUGCUAGUCCUUGAGGAAGUUCAAUAAGGAAUACCAUUCUGUUUUAAGGUUCUCAAUCUGUGAUUGCGAUGAUGGAUUAAGAAACUGUUAGAUCUAUUGAUCAAUCUGGUAGGUCCCCUACUGGUAUGUUUAUCUGA